GGGGGCGGAUUACGGCUUCGGCCCCGGCGGGUUGGGCGGGCGCUGCCCGGGGCAGGGGGCCGCGCUCUCCCGGGCUGCUGUGCCUGGAUCGGCGAGGACUGGCCGCCUUAUCUUCGGGAGCAGCGCGGGCUGCUGGGGAGUUACACGGUUCAAAGAGCGGCCUAGGGAAAGGGGCAGCAACUGCAAAGCCAGAGUCGAGCGAACGCUGAAUUUCCUGGGCUUCAGUUAUCUCUGAAAACUUUACGCAGCGUUUGAUCGAACACCGCCAGCGGAAUAGCUCGGGUUUGCCUUCAUGCAGGAUGCUGUAUUCUCUGCUCCUUUGUGAAUGUCUGUGGCUUAUAACUGGUUAUGCUUCUGAUGAUGACUGGAUUGAUCCCACAGACAUGCUUAACUAUGAUGCUGCUUCAGGAACAAUGAGAAAAUCCCAGGUGAAAUAUGAUGUAUCAGAGAAAAAAGAUGUCAGUCCUGACUUGUCAUGUGCUGAUGAAUUGUCGGAAUGUUAUAGCAAACUUGAUUCUUUAACUCAUAAGAUCAGUGAGUGUGAAAAGAAAAAGAGGGAAGACUAUGAAAGUCAAAGCAAUCCUGUUUUUAGGAGAUACUUAAAUAAAAUUUUAAUUGAAGCCAGGAAGCUCGGACUUCCUGAAGAAAACAAAGGUGAUAUGCAUUAUGAUGCUGAGAUUAUCCUAAGAAGACAAACCUUGUUAGAAAUACAGAAGUUUCUCAGUGGAGAGGAUUGGAAGCCAGGAGCCUUGGAUGAUGCACUAAGUGAUAUUUUAAUUAAUUUUAAGCUUCAUGAUUUUGAAACAUGGAAGUGGCGAUUUGAAGACUCUUUUGGAGUGGAUCCGUAUAAUGUGUUGAUGGUGCUUCUGUGUCUGCUCUGCAUCGUGGCACUGGUGGCUACCGAGCUGUGGACCUAUGUGCAUUGGUACACCCAGCUGAGACGGGUUUUAUUCAUCAGUUUUCUCGUCAGUUUGGGAUGGAAUUGGAUGUAUUUAUAUAAGCUAGCCUUCGCACAGCAUCAGGCCGAGGUUGCCAAGAUGGAGCCGUUAAACAACGUGUGUGCUGAGAAGAUGGACUGGAUUGGAAGUCUCUGGGAAGUGUUUAGAAGUUCAUGGACCUAUAAGGAUGACCCAUGCCAAAAAUACUAUGAGCUCUUGUUAGUCAACCCUAUUUGGUUGGUCCCACCAACAAAGGCACUGGCAGUUACGUUCACCAACUUUGUCACGGAGCCAUUGAAACACAUUGGAAAAGGAGCUGGUGAAUUUAUUAAAGCGCUCAUGAAGGAGAUGCCAGUAUUACUUCACAUUCCCAUGCUGAUAAUUAUGGCACUGGCUGUCCUGAGUUUCUGCUAUGGUGCUGGAAAAUCAGUUAAUAUGCUGAGACAAAUAAGUGGUCCUGAGAGAGAACCACCCCGGGCACUUGAGCCAGGUGACAGAGGACGGCAGAAGGAAGUUGAUUAUAGACCCCAUGGUGGAGCAGGUGAUACAGAUUUCUAUUAUAGAGGCCCGAUCGGCCCCGUUGAGCAAGGCCCUUAUGACAAAACAUAUGAGGGUAGAAGAGAUGUUUUGAGACAGACAGAUGUUGACUUGAGACUUAAGACUGGCAACAAGAGCCCCGAAGUGCUCCGGGCAUGUGAUUUACCAGACGCAGAGGCGAGAGAGCAUCCCAAGGCGGUACCCAGUCAUAAAUUUCCCGUUUUGGAUGCAAAGCCCAAAGAGAUUGGAAUCCCAGGAGAAAGCACACUGCCAGAAAGCAGCACUGAAAGCAGCCAGUCCACUAAGCCUGUCGCUGGUGCAGAGACAUCAGAGAAGGCGGAAGGUACAUCUGUGGAGGAAAAGGGCCAGCUCAGGACCGAGGCCAGAGGCAGCCCAGAGGAAGGCGGUGGUGCAUCCAGCCCCGCCAGCUGUGGAAAGGACCUGGAUGCUGGCCCAUGUGGCUAGAGGAACACAGACUCGGACCACAGCUCCAAGGUCGUCUUUGGGUUUUGUAAAGUAUACUCUUCACAACCGUGCACUCUUCUCUACACAUAUUCUGACAUUUACUAUGCAGGUGCCAACUUCUACAUUAACAUUUUUAUUGACCAUCAGGACGAAUGAAUACACAUGUAUUUCUGUUUAAUUUUUAAUCUUUUGUCAGUUUAAUUUCAUUUUCAUAUUGAAACCUCCCAAAAAGUUUUAAAGUGUUAAUUUUGGAACGGGAUAUCAUCGAUGAACACAUGGCAAGUAUCACUGAUUUCAAAUAAAGAGGUCAGUUUGAUUCA
This is a messenger RNA of Acinonyx jubatus (cheetah), 2260 nucleotides long. RefSeq names its product chloride channel CLIC like 1 (gene CLCC1). NCBI's taxonomy places the organism in Eukaryota, Metazoa, Chordata, Mammalia, Carnivora, Felidae. Gene Ontology annotation, cellular component: endoplasmic reticulum; membrane. The transcript is spliced from 11 exons. The record is from RefSeq and is a predicted model, not a curated record. The coding region runs from base 300 to 1940 and encodes 546 amino acids. Gene Ontology annotation, molecular function: chloride channel activity.